Macrobrachium nipponense is the source of this 759-nucleotide messenger RNA. Its product is annotated as recQ-mediated genome instability protein 2-like. The transcript is spliced from 5 exons. The coding region runs from base 237 to 659 and encodes 140 amino acids. Gene Ontology annotation, biological process: negative regulation of double-strand break repair via homologous recombination; DNA repair; regulation of sister chromatid segregation. The record is from RefSeq and is a predicted model, not a curated record. Gene Ontology annotation, cellular component: cytosol; nuclear speck. NCBI's taxonomy places the organism in Eukaryota, Metazoa, Arthropoda, Malacostraca, Decapoda, Palaemonidae.
GUCGUUACAGAGGUAAUCCUGCCCUCUACCACUACUACUCGCGCAAAUUUUAAGGAUAUUUUCUGAUUUAUUGGCGAUACUGGCUAGUUCAAGUUGUCAACUUGUUGUCACUAUUCACUAGGCUAAAUAGCUAUACUCCAAUCACCAGCACAUGAUGAAGACGGUUAUGCCGUUUGGCGUUGUUCAGUAGCUUUGAAAAGGAGAGGACCAUGAUAUCAUCGUGAAGCUGGUGAAACAUGGCAGAUGGGAAGUUUUCUAAGCCAGCUCGUAAACUUCAUGCAAAGGAUGUCCUUGCAUUGGAAAAUAGAGGUGGAUCCUGGUAUUAUAGUGAAGAUGAGCUAUCAUUUGUGGUUCAGAUAAUUUGGAUACAAGGAGCAGUGGUUGCUUAUAAUCAGGAAAAAAGUGAGGUGACCUUGCAAGAUAAUGGAUAUAAUGUAACAGUGACAAACUGUCAUAUUAUUCCUGGAGGAAAUGCAUGGAUUGAUCAAGGUAAAUACGUGAUGGCUGUAGGUGAACUCGACAACAAUAGCACAGUAGUGAAAAUUAGAGCAAUUAAAAUAGCUGACCUUUCUGAUAAUUCUGUGCAUCAGCAAACCUGGAAUGAUGAAGUUACUGAAUUGAAAGCCUUGAUGAGAGAAAAUAAACCUCUUUGUAGAUGAAGGAACUGUUUAUGACUUCAUGUUUAUACUUUCUACAUUGUAACUGGAUAAUAUUGUAUGUAUUAAUUUUCUACUUCUUAUUAUAGUUAUAUAAUUUCCA